Molecule: messenger RNA, 4336 nt
Organism: Scleropages formosus (Asian bonytongue)
Lineage: Eukaryota; Metazoa; Chordata; Actinopteri; Osteoglossiformes; Osteoglossidae
Gene: ppp1r16b
Product: protein phosphatase 1, regulatory subunit 16B
Exons: 11
Coding region: 180-1811 (543 amino acids)
Biological process (GO): regulation of sprouting angiogenesis; establishment of endothelial barrier
Cellular component (GO): cytoplasm
Molecular function (GO): myosin phosphatase regulator activity; protein binding; enzyme inhibitor activity
Source: RefSeq, a predicted model, not a curated record
GGCGACGGCUUCGGCUCUUGGGGCCUCGAGGAGCAUGAGCGACCCGGAGACUCACACACGACCCUGCGUGCUGGGUUGAAGUAAACCAGAAGUAGCGAUGGGAGGUGACCGGUCAAGGAGGAGCAGACCUCGAUAGGACACCCCCGCCCACUGGCCAACCAAUCAGUGCUCCUGGAGCCAUGGCCAACCACCUGGAGCUCCUGAGCGAGCUGCAGCAGCUGGAGAAGGUACCCAGCCUGGAGCGCCUGCGGGCGGCCCAGAAGCGGCGUGCGCAGCAACUCAAGCGAUGGGCCGUGUACGAGAAGGAGAUGCAGAACAAGAAACGCAAAGCCGACAAACGCCGCGGGACGUUUGCCCCUGCCUCUGCCGGGGAGGCCCGCAAGCGCGUCUCCUUCACAGCCAGCGUAGCCCUGCUGGAGGCUUCCGCGCGCAACGACUCCGAGGAAGUGCGAUACCUGCUGAAGAACAACGUGAGCCCGGACCUCUGCAACGAGGACGGCCUCACCGCCCUCCACCAGUGCUGCAUCGAUAACUACGAGGACAUUGUGAGGAUCCUGCUGGACCGCGGGGCCUGUGUCAACGCCCAGGACAACGAGCUGUGGACCCCCCUACAUGCCGCGGCCACGUGCGGCCAUGCCGGACUGGUCAAAAUCCUCAUCGGUCGCGGUGCGGAUCUGCUGGCCGUCAACUCCGACGGGAACAUGCCCUAUGACCUCUGCGAAGAUGACCCCACGCUGGACAUCAUCGAGACUGCCAUGGCUAACCGCGGCAUCACCCAAGAGAUGAUCAACGAAACCCGGGCGUCCGUGGAGAGGAGGAUGCUGGGAGAUAUCCAGAACCUGCUUCAGGACUGUGUGGAUGUGAACCAGCAGGACUCGCAGGGGGCCACGCUGCUCCACAUCGCCGCAGCCAACGGAUACGUCCAGGUGGCAGAGGUCCUGCUGGAGGGUGGCGCGCGGCUGGACCUGCGAGAUGCCGACGGCUGGCAGCCUCUCCACGCAGCUGCCUGCUGGGGCCAGAUGCAUGUGGCCGAGCUGCUGGUGUCUCACGGCGCCAGUCUCGCUGCCAAGACCCACUUUGACGAGACCCCCAUCGAUCUGUGCGAGGACGAGGAGUUCCGGGCCAUGCUGCUCGACCUCAAACACAAGCACGACAUCAUCAUGAAGUCGCAGCUCAAGCACAAGACCUCGCUGUGUCGCCGCAGCUCCAGCGCAGGCAGCCGUGGCAAGGUCGUGCGGAGGGCCAGCCUGUCGGACAGGAAUAAUCUGUACCGCAAGGAGUAUGAGACGGAGGCCAUCGUGUGGAGGGGGGGGCGGGAGGAGGACGACGAACACGAGAAGGAAUCGGACCAGGAGAACAGUCAGCCGGCCAAAGUCCAGGAGAAGCCCUGGACCCCACGUGCUCCAGAGGGAGGGAAGCGGAAUGGUUCCGUCGCCAUGGGAACAGCUGCUUCGGAUCCACCGUCCUGCAACGGAGAGCCUUCGACGGCGGAGGCUCGGAACGCGAUUUCCUCCCAACCCCCCGAGGAGUCCUGGCCAAGGGAUCGAGCCCAGACGUUGUCGGAGCUCAAGCGACAGAGGGCUGCGGCCAAGUUCCUCAACCACCCCCUGCUGAACGGCCACCUGGGAAACGGCUCCAUGGGACUCCCGGAGACGAAGUCGAGUUCCGAGGACCCCCGCAUGCCCCUGGUGUCCUCCAACGGCAGUGCGGUUUACUACACCCCGGCCAGCGGGGACCCACCCCUGCUUAGACUGAAGCAGCCUAUAGAGGAGGUGGAGCCAAAGGGCCACGGGUGCUGCUGCAUCUCAUAGCGUGAAAGAAACAGGACGGCGCCAGAGAGGGUGGCCAGAGGAACGAGGUCCCAGCAUGCCGUCGCGUGUGCCUGGUUUGCCCCUCCCUCCAGAUAUCUGGGUGACCUAACCCAGCAACGGGCCCAGCAGGUGGCGCUCUGUGGAGAUCGGACCAGAUAAGGGACGGGGGGGGGGCCAGCGGUCACACAUCAUUUGGAGACCAAAUCAAUUCCAUGUGUACCUUUGAGAGCCGUCGACUAGAAUAUUUACACACAUCGUAAGGGGAGUGUUUAAUUUUCUCUUCAGCUCCAGUCGCUCAGGCUAUUAUUUUCCUAGAAGGCCGAACCGCGCUGUGUCUCAACCACUGGUUCUGUUUGCAUGGGAAGUCGGUGACAAACGCAAGUCCUGGAGGGGGCUGGGGGGCAGAUCAAGCGAGGCCGGGGUGUUAGGACACCAUGUUUACAAAGAACGUGUCUACCGAAGGCCUUUAGGAAGGUGUGUUUGGUGGCGGCCUGCAGGAAACCUCACUUCUGCGGAAGUACGGGGCUCGCGUCGGGGGAGGGAGUCAAAGGUUAGCGCAGCUCUCGGUGCACGGAUCCUGGUUGGGGUGAGUUCAGAUGAAUGAACUAGCGAAGCACUGAUCUGUGGCAUGAUCAAAUUCUACUGUGCGCCUCCACUUUUUACACUUGGUUUAUUUUUAUAUGAUAACGCAUACAACAAAUAGCACAGCUUCUUCAGGCAGAUCAUGUCGUACUGGUAUGAAAAACAAACUGCUCUGUGUCCCUUAUCUCAGCUCCUUGGAUGGCACCUUUUGAUUACUGCAAGAAACAGUGGACAAAAAAAAAAAAAAAAAGCUUUGUUUCAACUUGUACAGUGUUAUUUAUAUAUAUAAAAAAAGAUAUGUAUAGAGGCUACUGUCCAGUAUUUCUGGAAUAAGGGUCCAAAGUCGUUAUUUAUUGUCUGUUUUAAUGCUUCAGUUUUAAACGCGGCCUAUUUCAAGAAGAGGUGUAAAGUUAAGGAUCGAGAAGCAAUAAGAAAGAUGGGUAAAAGCCUGGGGUGCACAGGACAAAUCACUUUACCUUCGUUUCACAGACGGGGAUUACAUUUACCUGGACCACGGCAGUACUUGUGAUUUAAUAUGUUUAGGUGAAUCUUGAGAUGAGUUUGGUUGGAAAUGGGUGAGGACCUUACACUUGUGUACGACACGUAGAUGGUGGUCAUACGUAUUGUUUCAAGUACACCCAUCACUUCCCUUCAUGCAACUGGAACUAUUAAGUAAAGGUGAUAUGCUGGUUAGGAACAAUUGUAAUGUAUGUGAUUCUCACCUCUUUCUUCUGGAAGGUUCUUUACUGGGGCGGUGCUCGUCAUACGGACCAUUUUUCCGCAGCUUUUUCUAAUUUUCUUUCUUGAGUUGCUAAAAGUUCUUAAAACUUUCAAGCGUUCCAACAGUCGUCAGUAUUACUGAAACCACCGAUUCAUGUCGUGCUUCUAAAACGACCAUCGUACUUUACUGCAAUCCACGAGUCCGACAACCAGAAUAAAUGUGAAAUGUAAAAUGAUUGAAAGUCAGUUUAAAUGUCGACUUGAUUCCAUCCGCAUUCGGAAAGAAUGGCCUUGUGGGAUGCAUGUGAGCAGCGUGUUCUCGUUCCGACAGCCAACAGCUCGAGGCUGGUCCCACGCUGCCGAAUAAUGUGAAUUACGUACGUGAUUUACCAGUCUUCCAAUGGAAAAGGACUGCGUAGUGGGUAAAGAUGGUGUUAGAGCAGGCAAAAAAAGCAACUUUCUUGGUCCAAUAUCAUCCCUUUUGCACUUGUACUUCCUCUCUCUCUCUGUGUGUGGUGUCAAAGCUGUGUACAGUUCUGUAAAUUUAAUUUCUUCUGUUUAUUGUUAAAUGAAAUUCUAUAUAUAGUUAAUAUUGUUGAUAUAAUGAAAAUUUUUUCCAUGUCAGAGGUGAAUUUGAACUCUGACUAUGCACAACAUUCAAUAAGUACUAGAAGUAUUUAGCUGCCAUGUAAAUAAGAAUGCGUAUUAGGAUUUUUUUUUUUUUUUUUUUCCUCCCCAAUGAAGGAUUGCACUGGUUCAAAUGAAUACAACCUUGUAUAUGUAAAUAUGAUUAUGGCUGGAAUUGUCUAAAGUCUGAGGUAGAGAAGUAGAAAAAGUAUAGAACAUGGCUCUGAACUAUGGGCUCUGCACACUCACUGUAGCAUAUUUCACACAGGCUGUACGUGUUCAUGAGUUUGCCAAAGGUUGAUCGAAUCCAUGCGAGUGAGAAAUGGGGGGGGUGGUGGGGGGAACAACACGUUUGGGCAGCAUAAUUGGCUCAAAAGGAUUGCUUCCACAUUUUAUCCACUGUAACCUUGGCUUGUUUACGUGUACCAGAGGAUUAAGUGUCAGAAGGACAAACUCCUGACUGCUGAACUUUUUUCUGGCCCCUGACUGUGUAAUACAGCUAGUAUUAUUAUCAAGAAAAAAAAAAAAAUUAAAGCUACUGAUUUUGUAAUUAUUGGAAAAUACUGAUGGUUGUAUUAACCUAUUUUGAAUAAAUU